Asterias rubens (European starfish) is the source of this 3584-nucleotide messenger RNA. RefSeq names its product calcium-activated chloride channel regulator 1-like. The record is from RefSeq and is a predicted model, not a curated record. NCBI's taxonomy places the organism in Eukaryota, Metazoa, Echinodermata, Asteroidea, Forcipulatida, Asteriidae. The transcript has 16 exons. Bases 87 to 3092 code for a protein of 1001 amino acids.
AGACGAACUCCGUUCCCGGAUGUGAAUUGAUAUCUCUGAAGCUCAAGUUAACUUUCCGUUGUUAGUGCAUGGAAUAAGAAGACACAAUGAAGAACUCUCAAGCCUUCCUGGCCGUAGCUGUCUUCCUAUUGGUCCAUUCAAACGUUGACGCCUUGACCAGACCAUCAUCAAUCCGAUUGGACAAUAACAGCUACACUGGUGUAGUGGUUGCCAUUAACAACCAGAUAGCAGAGAGUGACGUACUGAUUCAACGCAUAAAGGACAUGUUCAUCGAAGCUUCGAAGUAUCUUUAUCAAGCGACAAGAAAACGAGCCUACUUCAAAGAGGUGACAAUCCUGGUGCCGAAAACAUGGACCCCUAAACCAGAGUACGAGUUGCCUGGCAACGUGACGUUUGAUUAUGCUGACGUCAUUGUGGCGCCACCCAAUCCACGAUGGGCUCCUCUGACGUAUACCAAGCAGUACCAGGGAUGUGGGAAACAGGGCGUGCAUAUUCACUUCAUGGAUGCAUUUUUAACGGAUCCCAAUACGGAGCUUUACUACGGUCCACUAGGGCGCACACUCGUUCACGAGUGGGGUCAUCUUCGUUGGGGGUUAUUUGAUGAGUACCCGGAUGCUGUGGGGGACCCUGAUAAUUACCAAGAGUUUUACUUCUCACCAACAACGAAUCAGUUUGAAGGAGUCAGAUGUUCCUACGACUACAACAGCGUUCCUUUAAUCUUCUUUCCCGAUAACUUCUUCUACCGUGAAUGUAACGGAGGGCCUGACGUUGGGUACGAGGAUGGCUGCGUGUAUUACGUAUUAGUGGAGCAGGAUUCGGUGACGUCAUCUAUUAUGUAUGGAACCUAUCCACUGACAGAGAUCAGCUAUUUUUGUGACAACAAUGAAACAGACACGCCAAACCUGCACAACCGGGAGGCACCUAACAAGCAUAAUCGUCUAUGCGGACGUCGGAGUAGUUGGGAGGUGUUACGAGACCAUGUGGACUUUGCAGGCGAUAUCAACCAACCACGAGAUCUGACUGCAGAUGAGUUGAUACCCAAGUUCACCAUUGUUCAGCACCGAGACGUCCGUGUUGUACUCUUAGUAGACACCUCUGGUAGUAUGAAUACAGACAACAGGUUCACUAAGAUGAUUAGCUCAUCUGCCAAUUACAUCUCCUCCAUCGUGAAUGAUGGCAGCUACAUCGGCAUUGUAGAGUUCAACUAUCUCGGCAUCAUGCUGAAGAACCUGACGCUGGUUACCAGCGAUGACGACCGCCAGGCAUUGUUGGAUGCUCUACCACCGAAAGCCGAAGGAAGCACAGCCAUUGGUGAUGGGCUACUGAAAGCAAUUGAGGUGUUGUCCGAAGGAGGGCAAGAUCCAGCUGGUGGGAUCAUCUUACUGAUUACUGACGGAGAAGAAAGGGAAAGGCCCUUUAUCGCUGACGUCAUAGAUUUCGUCAGCGACUCUGGAGUUAUAGUGGAUACGCUAGCCUUCACGCAGUAUGCUGAGUCGACGCUACCUGAUCUGUCGUUAGCGACGGGCGGCAAAGCAUUUUUCUACUCCAACGAGCCUGGGUCCAACACUCUGUACGAAGCUUUCGCUGCGACUAUGGAGAGAGGUGACGUCAUCGAUGCUGAAAAACGCGUGCAGCUUUUGGGGACCUCUUGGGUUAUCAGCGGUGGACAGUUAAGAGAGGGCGGUGUCUUUAUGGAUAACACUAUCGGGAAAAGGACAGAGUUCGUAUUUUCGUGGACAGCGCAAAAUGUUAUAGGUAUUGAAGUCACCCUUACGAGCCCGAAUGGUAGUGUCAUCAACUCCUCGUUUGAAGGCUACGGAGUUGACGUCACGUUUAGAUUACUCACCAUCAAACUACCAGGAAUCGCUGAGCCCGGUGCGUGGGAUUUCGCAGUUCUCAACUCGGACGCCCGAUCCGACGAAGAAGUGUCAAUCACAAUCUCCUCCUACCCCGUAAGUGAUGACGUAGAGCCGAUUAUCGUGACGUCAGAGUUAAGCGGGUCCAUAACAGCGUUUGCGCAGGGAGAGCCGUUGGUGGCGUACGCUGAGCUGCGUCAGGGAUUCAGUCCUAUUAUCUACGCUAAUGUGUGGGCAACUAUCGAGAGACCAGGCGGGUUCCCACCUAUCAUGGUACAAUUGUUAGAUAACGGAGCAGGUGCUGAUAUCACCAAGUACGACGGGGUUUACUCCCGGACCUUCACCGAGUUCACCGGCAUUGGAUUCUACGGGAUUAAAAUCGACGUUGACAAUAACCAGGGCAAUGCUAUCGUCAUUGAUGCCUCACCGUUCUCUAAAGCUCGACCAAUCAUCAACCCGGAUCAAGUGUUCGAUCUCCCAGAUAUAGGUGGUUUCCAGAUCCCAACACCCGGUACCCCUCCCCAGGAGCCGAAAGGCCGAGCCGCCCCGAUGUUCAGUCGAGGUAUCUCCGGUGGAUCAAGCCGUGUGGAUGAAGUACCCGCUGGCUUCACACCCGGAAAUGAUAUCUUCCCACCGGGCAACAUUAUUGACCUCAGGGUCACGGCGUCCUCGUUCGAGAAUAAGACCGUGACGCUCAUGUGGACUGCACCUGGAGACGACUUGGACCUCGGAGCAGCCUCUCGCUACGAGAUUUUUAGGGCAUCUUCAAUCAUCGCAUUGCAGAACGAUUCCAACCCCGACUCACACUACAAGCUGACCUCAGAUGACCUCCUACAAGGUAACCUCACAGCACCACAGGACUACGGAACCCGUGAGGUUUUCAUCAUCGAGGUACCAGUGAAUGCCUCAUCGGUGGCGUCAUACGCGUUCGUCAUGCGCGCUUAUGAUGACGCCGGUCUGGUAUCCGAUUUCUCUAACGUCGUUCAGGCAACGUUGAGGGAGUACAUUCCACCCUCGGGACCCUCCUCAGAGGGGCAGGGAGGCCUGACUGGUGGACAGAUAGCGUUGGUUGUUAUUUUCAGUGUACUUGGAAUCGUUCUCGUCAUCGGUAUUGCUGGCGCCAGCUUCAAAUAUUUGACGAAACCGAAGAAUACUAAAACUGUUGACGUCGAAGGGGAAAACACAGAUAAGAAAAAGGACGGGAAUGCUAAUAAUGCAUACGUUGUAGAUGCAUGAACAACUGUUAUUUAAUGAAUUUAGGGAUACAUGUGUCACGACUGAUUACAAUAAUUAUAGUUUUUAAUUUUUUACGGGGUAUUUAGCAUCGAUCAAUCAAUAAGAAUCAAUAACAACGUCAUAACCAUUAUGGAGUUGGUUGUUUAAAGGUUCCAGUGUUCAUUUAUGAAAACGGUGAGAUAAAAGUAUUAGCAUCAUGUAACAGCGAUGUUUUGAUACCUUCCGAGUACAAUUUGUGUCUAAAUAAGAUCACAUCGAUGACGUCACAUUUUAUGUACAGGUCUAUAAUUGUUUUUGUAUGCUUAUCAAUCUUAAAAUGAAUUUGACUUCUGAAUGUCGCAAAACUUCCCCUUUGAAUUGUAUAUACCCUUUUGUUUGUUUAUGUCCGGUGACGUCAAGUUUCAGAUUUCACUUGUAGAGUCAAAUAAACGAUAUUUAAAGGGAAGGUACACGUUUGGUAAUUGUUAAAGACCAGUCUUCUCACUUGGUGUA